This is a messenger RNA of Penicillium hordei, 528 nucleotides long. RefSeq lists its product as uncharacterized. The transcript has a single exon. Lineage: Eukaryota; Fungi; Ascomycota; Eurotiomycetes; Eurotiales; Aspergillaceae. The record is from RefSeq and is a predicted model, not a curated record. Bases 1 to 528 code for a protein of 175 amino acids.
AUGCGUCGCCGACGACGAAAAACAGCAACAGAGAGGCUAGGCAUCCAACAGGAACUACUACGAGGUGACUCAACGAGUUCAUCAAUCAGCCACCACCACUACCACUCCUAUCCCUCGAUCCCAGCCAAUAUCGGCCCGCGAUCACCCAUACUCCCAUUCAUCCCGCUGCAACAACAGCAGCCCUCAAAUCCAGACCUAUCUCUAGAUAGCAUGUAUCUGCGCGGUGAGACAGCGCAAGACCCCUUCGCGGACCCGCCGUCCGCAGUCAUCGAGAUCUCAGCCCCAUCUCGCUCGGUCUCGAUCUACUCCACUUCUUCCCGUGGCGCUGGGCUCGGUGGGCAGGGGUACUGGAAUUGCGAGCGUGAGGGGUCGGAUUCCCUCGUUGUGCCCCAUGGAUACUUAGGUACGCCUGUGAUGCGUGAUAGCAUGCGCAGUGACCCUUUCGAUCUUGAUCUUGAGCCUCCGCCGAAUGCUCAUCAUCGGUCUCCCAUUCCUCCGAUCCCGAGUACGUGGGGAGCCAGGUUUUAG